Cherax quadricarinatus is the source of this 4246-nucleotide messenger RNA. The record is from RefSeq and is a predicted model, not a curated record. Lineage: Eukaryota; Metazoa; Arthropoda; Malacostraca; Decapoda; Parastacidae.
AGACCCUUGAUAAGUGGUAUCUCCUGAACAAUGGAUUGCUGAUAUAAAUAUUUAGUAUAAUUGUGAUACUUCUGAGUGUUUAAAAUGUGAUUGUAUAUUCUGUAAUUGUUGGGAAUUGUAUCACUAUGGCUCAGAAUUUGUGGCAAGAAAUUAAGGCUGCAACCAUGAGUGGGCGUGACGGCAGCCCCAAAAUUUCUCUGGCACUACUGAAGGGCCGUGCUUCCAACCAGAGUGUGCCGAGUAUCAGCUUCAGGUUUAAUACUACAGCAGAGAAUAUCACACAGGUGUCUGAACCAGAAGAAGCGUACCAAACUAACCUGUGUAUAAGUGGGGCCGUUGUACAGCAGUUGUGGAGUCGCAAAUACCCUAUUUGCAUCCGUCUUCAGAGUGGGUCCAAGGAAAGUUCACCGUCACCCAUGUCAAUAGCAUCAACACCCACAGGGUCUGCCCAUGGUAGCCCAACGCGUUUUUCAGGCGCUCCAAAUCUUGGGCGGCAAGGUAGUUCUGAGAGCGGCGAAGGCAACUGGAGUCUGGACAACAACAGGUCGUCGGAAGAUGACCUGAUGACCUCGUCACUAGAUAUGGCUUCGUUUGAAGAGGUGACACAGGACAUGUGCCAGGAGAAGUCUCUCUAUCUCUUCGCUCGUUCUGACAGAGAGAAGGACGACUGGUACAGGAGGUUGGUAGCAGCAUCAGAAGUGGGCGUAAAGCCACACUCUUCACCCAGCCACAAACCUGCCAGUAAAGAUAUAGAGGAUGUUAUUCUCCUCGAAGGUAUUCCAGAAGAUCCUCUCAGUCAGGGCAGAGAGCAGCAGCAUCAGGAUGGAGCAGCAUCAACUCCUCCAGAAAUGAGCUUCGAGCGGUACAUGGCCCGGCUGCUGUACCAGCCAGGCGGCAUGUCGUCAGAUGGUACGCCUGGACCAGCAAACGUAGCCUGGGUCAAUGCUCUGGCCGGCCGGAUCUUUUACGAUUUUUUACGUAACCCAUAUUGGGCCAAUAAGGUACAAGAGCGUGUUCAACGGAAAUUGAGCAAGCUUCAUGUUCCUUACUUUGUGGGAGAUGUGGUUGUGUGUGGAGUGAACAUGGGGUCAGCAACACCUCAAUUGUGUGCUGUUGGUAGUCCACAACUGGACUCUAGGGGUCUGUGGGUCGACCUCAAUGUUGAAUACUCUGGUAAUUUUACAAUGAGUUUAGAAACUAAGUUGGACCUUAUGAAGCUUAAGCGAACGACUGGCUUGGAGGGACACACUCCAAAUACAUCAUGUCCUCCCAGUCCAGCAGAACCUGUGCCACAUGCUGGACCACGGGUGUACACGCGAUCACCGUCCUCCGACCGCCUCCUCCGUAAUCUCCACUUUGAUACUGAUACAGACGAUAGUGUUGAAUCUUCAAGCGAGGAGGAAGGGGAGGAGGAGGGGCUAGCAGCAGAGGCUGGCCUACCUGUAGGAGGCAGCGGGCCAACUUCCCGACGCUUGUUAAGGCUGGUCGACACAGUGGCAGGAUCUCGCUACUUCCAGCAGGCUGCUGAGUGGAGGUUGCUACAAAGAGCCCUUCAGGGUGUGAGCAACACACGGAUAGAGCUCAGCGUUGAGGUGCGGCGACUUGCGGGAACCUUGGCACUUAAUGUCCCUCCACCUCCUGCAGAUCGACUGUGGUAUGGGUUUCGUGGGGUCCCUGAACUGGUCAUGGUGGCUCGGCCUAGGCUCGGAGAUCGCAUUCUCAACCUACCAUUUUUAGUCGAGUUCAUUCAGAAACAGCUGAGAGUCAUAUUUGAAAAGGUAUUUGUAUUACCCAACAUGGAUGAUAUUGUCAUACCCAUAAUGUCUCCACUCCUCCCUGGGCAGCACCAACAACCACGACCUCCAUGGGAAACUACCCAUGUUACAGCACCAGUAGAUACAGUCCUGCCUAUCCUCAAAACCACUAGCUCAAGUGUCGUAACUCCUACUGUCAAAUUCACUCCUUCUCCACACUAGUAGCAUCAUGCAGCUUAAAUAUCUAAUGUAAUGUGUGUGUAAACAGAAAUAUAUAUCAGAUGUAAUACAGGAGAACCCAGUGCAUACACUAUCUAUUUUUGUUCUAUGUUUUUGUUGGCUUUUAAUUGUUCCAUUGUUCUUCACGUUCAGUGCUUUUACCGCUGAGCCGCUGUUAUCACCAUUUUCAUACAAUAGUUGCGUAAGGGAAGGACAACUGGCGCCGCAUUUAGAGGUGUAUAAACGAGGCCUUCAAGGGUCCCGUUUGUACACUUCUAAAUGUGGUGCCAGUCAUCCUUCCUUUGUGCAAUUGUACAAAAAAUGGCAAAAACAACAGCUCGGUGGUGAAAGCUCCGAACAUGAACAGUGGCUCGAUUGAAAGCUAACAAAAACGUGUAACACCAUAAAGAAGCACUAUAUGCGCUUGGCGCUCCCUGUUUGUCUAAACAGAAAUGUAUCAAAUAUGAUGUCUAAGCAGAUUGUAUCUUGUAAGUCACACCAAAUGAUCAUCAUAACAGUAGCAGGUUAUGCAUGUGUAAAUAUACUCCCUUGCUGAUGCAGUCUUGAGAGCAUUAAUGUUCACAUUUGUAUAGCAGUGAAGGAUAGUCUGAUUCACAACUGUCCCACAGAUUGGAAGUGGAAGUAGAUGGUCCAGUCCAUUAUGGACCAUCACUGGUCCAGUUUGAUAAAGAUACAAAUGCAGUAUAACACAAUCUUUUAUCAGAGUUUUUCCUACAUAGUACCCUUAUGGGUUUAGCAUUUAGUUGUGAUUCUUUUCAACACACAAACGGCCAUAUCCCACUAAGGCAAAGUGACCCAAAAAGAUUUAAUAAUUUAUACACGGGUUACUAGCACCUUGCUGCUAGCAUUUUAGUCACCUCUUAUGACACACACGACUUACGGAGGAAGAAUUCUGUUCCACUUACCCAUGGAGAUAAGUUAUGAUUAUAAUAAUAAUUUGCCCACGUUGUGAGUUUUGCAAAAUCAGCAACUUGAAAAUCCAACGUCAUUAUCAUUAUUACAAUUGUAACUAAGCACUAAGCCCACCAGGGUCAUACACAACUGCAAAAUACAAUAAGUUAUUGAAUUACAAACACAUUGGGGACCUCCUGAAUUAUGUAUAAUAUAAUACAGUAUGUCUCCAACUUACAAACACAUUGGUACCUACUGUAUAAUAAUGAUAUAAUGAUGAUAUACUCAAUACAGAAGAUUCUCAACGUAUGUGUAAGUGUAGGACUUACUUACUGCAUUGUAUCAUUAUCCAUCCUGUCUGUAUUUCUACCAUCCCUCUCCUGAGUGGUCAAGGAUAGUCCAGAAUGGUGUCUAGUUUUGCUUCCAAUUUGUGGGUUAGUUGUGAAUUGUUCCAGCUAUGAUAUGGUGACUUUUUCUUCAAAGAUGAAAUGGAUUUGUCUCUGGGAAAUUGAGAGGCUCCAUAUACUUCUAGUCUCUUUUGUAUUUACAGGUAUGUUGGUUAGUUUUUUUUUUUUUUUUUUUUUUUUUUUUUUUGUGAAGAAUAAGGUGAGCAGAAUCAUUAUAUUGGUGCUACAAUGAGUGGAAUUUUUUUAUAUAGAUUUGUGUUUUAAAACAAACACACUGACACACGCACACACUGACACGCACACACUGACACGCACACACUGACACGCACACACUGACACGCACACACUGACACGCGCGCGCACACACACACACACACACACACACACACACACACACACUGACAUGCACACACGCACAUGGAAGUAAUGUCCAUUAGAAAACCAAGUUCUCUGUUAAGUACUGUAAAUUUGUAAUAUAACAGUUGAACAGAGUGAUAAAAGUGACUGAACGUUCAGUCAGCAUCACACAACUUCCAGACCUCUGGUUCACAUCCUCUCACUCUCUUAAGGGGCACGCCAGUUCCCAUCUUCUAAUAAUGUUAUUUUCCCCUAUGAUCUACCUUGUCUAUAAUUACGUACUAUCGCAUUUGCUUCGUCUGUUUUCGCAAGGCGAAGUCGAGGAUCCUUCCUUAAUUCAUGGUAUAACUUAAUAAAUAUUUGAGCUUUGCUCACACUUCUGCAACAUAACUGUCCUCGGAGAUUUGCUAAGUUAUACCAUAAAUUAACCCUUAAACGGUCCAAACGUAUAUAUACGUUUUUUCAACAUUUGAAAGUACGUAAAAAAUGUACAUCAUCUUUUUUUUUUUUACAUUAGAAAAUGUGUAAAAAACUUUUAUUUACAUUUUUUUUUUUUUGUUAUAUUUGAAAAUACAGUGGACCCUCGAAUUUAGUUCU